Molecule: messenger RNA, 5148 nt
Organism: Prosopis cineraria
Lineage: Eukaryota; Viridiplantae; Streptophyta; Magnoliopsida; Fabales; Fabaceae
Product: CLIP-associated protein
Exons: 21
Coding region: 446-4768 (1440 amino acids)
Biological process (GO): microtubule cytoskeleton organization
Cellular component (GO): cytoplasmic microtubule
Molecular function (GO): microtubule binding
Source: RefSeq, a predicted model, not a curated record
CCCACGCAAUACUAGUUUCCGUUUUUGCCAUCUUCACCGUCAAUCUCGCCUCUCGCCCAAUUCCUCCUCCUUCCUCAUCCCUUCUUUCAGUUUCCCUUAAUCGUCUCAAUCUCUGUUUGCGAGUGUUUCUUUACCAAAUUCUCCUUUGAAGCAAGGUUGUGCUAAUUUUAGCGGUACGCAAACCUUGCCGAAAUCACCCUCUCUCUCCCUCUCUCACGCACGCUCACUGUUGGACUGUACUUGGACCUUCCUCUUAAUUUAGCGCUGUGCAAUUAUCAACCCCUUUAUCUUUACUCUCACACACACUCUCUCUGACCCUUUUUUUCACUUUUUUCAUUUCUCGGUGUCGCACUUUCUGUGCGCUAAAUUUGAUAGUUAAUUCCGGUAGCGUCCUACCCAGAUCUGAAUCUGCUGGCUUUAGAUCCAUUCCUUUUUGAAUUCGGCAAUGGAGGAAGCGCUGGAACUUGCGCGCACCAAGGACACGAAGGAGAGAAUGGCCGGGGUGGAGCGCCUUCACCAACUUCUGGAAUCUUCGAGAAAGAGCCUCACUUCAUCCGAAGUUACUUCCCUUGUCGAUUGUUGCUUGGAUCUCUUGAAAGACAACAACUUUCGGGUCUCUCAGGGUGCACUUCAAUCUUUGGCCUCUGCUGCUGUGCUCUCUGGCGAGCAUUUCAAACUUCACUUCAAUGCGCUUGUUCCUGCCGUCGUUGAUCGCUUAGGGGAUUCCAAGCAACCAGUUCGUGACGCUGCCAGAAGACUCUUGCUUACUCUCAUGGAGGUUUCUUCUCCCACAAUAAUUGUUGAAAGAGCAGGUUCCUUUGCCUGGACGCAUAAAAGCUGGAGAGUCAGAGAGGAGUUUGCACGGACUGUCACUUCUGCAAUUGGUCUAUUUGCAUCCACUGAGCUUACUCUUCAACGGGCUAUUCUUCCUCCAAUUUUGCAGUUGCUCAAUGAUCCAAACCCUGGUGUUAGGGAAGCAGCUAUUUUGUGCAUUGAGGAGAUGUAUGCUCAAGCUGGACCUCAAUUUCGUGAUGAACUUCAGCGUCACAAUCUUCCAUCAUCUAUGGUUAAAGAUAUUAAUGCCAGGCUUGAGGGAAUUCAACCAAAAGUUCGCUCUUCAGAUGGUGGAAGUGGUUUUAUAGCUGGGGAACUUAAGCCUUUGGGUGUUAACCCCAAGAAGAGUAGUCCAAAGGCUAAAAGUUCAUCAAGGGAGACAUCACUUUUUGGAGGAGAAGGCGAUCUCACAGAGAGAUCCAUUGAUCCUGUCAAGGUUUAUUCAGAAAAGGAGUUAAUCAGGGAAUUUGAAAAGAUUGCAUCAACCCUUGUGCCAGAAAAGGACUGGUCAAUUCGAAUUGGUGCCAUGCAAAGAGUUGAAGGUCUUGUUUUGGGAGGUGCUGCUGACUAUCCAUGUUUCCGGGGACUCUUGAAACAACUUGUUGGACCUUUAAGCGUGCAAUUAUCUGAUCGAAGAUCUAGCAUUGUGAAACAGGCUUGCCAUCUAUUAUGCUUUUUGUCCAAGGAACUCUUGGGUGAUUUCGAACAAUGUGCUGAAAUGUUCAUCCCGGUCCUUUUCAAGCUGGUUGUGAUUACUGUACUUGUGAUUGCAGAGUCUGCGGAUAACUGCAUAAAAACGAUGCUGCGUAAUUGUAAAGUUGCUCGUGUGCUUCCUCGUAUGGCUGAUUGUGCAAAAAAUGAUCGCAGUGCUGUACUUCGUGCAAGGUGUUGUGAAUAUGCUCUUUUGAUAUUAGAACAUUGGCCUGAUGCUCCAGAAAUACAGCGAUUAGCUGAUUUAUAUGAGGAUCUGAUAAAGUGUUGUGUAUCAGAUGCAAUGAGUGAGGUUCGAUCAACUGCAAGGAUGUGCUAUAGAAUGUUUGCAAAAACUUGGCCAGAGCGUUCCCGCCGCUUGUUUUCAUCCUUUGAUCCUGUCAUUCAAAGGUUGAUAAAUGAAGAGGAUGGAGGAAUACACAGGCGGCAUGCCUCACCUUCCAUUCGUGAUAGAGGUGCAUUGCCGUCAUUAAGUAGUCAAGCCUCUGCUCCCUCAAGUCUACCUGGAUAUGGGACUUCUGCUAUUGUUGCAAUGGACAGAAGUUCUAGUUUAUCAUCUGGGGCAUCUGUCUCCUCUGGUAUUACUCAAGCAAAGUCGCUUGGUAAAGUUACAGAGCGCAGCUUGGAAAGUGUGCUGCAUGCAAGCAAACAGAAGGUCACUGCUAUUGAAAGUAUGCUUAGAGGUUUGGAUUUAUCUGACAAGCAUAAUUCAUCAGCCCUCCGCUCAUCAAGUUUGGAUCUAGGAGUUGACCCUCCAUCAUCUCGUGAUCCACCAUUCCCUGCUGCUGUCCCAGCAUCUAAUCACUUGACAACCUCUGUAACUGCAGAAUCAACUGCUUCGGGUGUCAAUAAAGGAACGAAUCGAAAUGGUGGUUUGGGUUUAUCUGAUAUAAUCACUCAAAUUCAAGCUUCCAAAGAUUCUGGCAAGUUAUCAUAUCAUAGUAAUGUUGCUAUGGAGCCUUUAUCAGCACUCUCAUCAUACUCCAGUAAAAGGGCUUCUGAAAGGCUUCAAGGCAGAGGCUCUAUUGAUGACAACAGUGACAUUAGGGAGGCUAAGCGGUUUAUGAACCCCCACAUUGAUAGGCAUUAUAUGGAUGCGACUUAUAGGGAUGGAAACUUUAGGGAUUCGCACAAUAGUCAUGUGCCUAAUUUCCAGAGACCAUUGUUGAGGAAAAAUGUAGCGGGGCGAAUGUCUGUUGGAAGGAGAAGAAGUUUUGAUGACAGCCAACUAUCCCUUGGAGAAUCAUCCAAUUAUACAGAUGGACCAGCAUCUCUUCAUGAAGCCCUGAGUGAAGGACUUAGUUCCGGUUCUGAUUGGUCUGCUAGGGUUGCUGCUUUUAAUUAUCUUCACUCAUUGUUACAGCAAGGUCCAAAGGGAAUUCAAGAAGUAGUCCAGAAUUUUGAGAAGGUAAUGAAGCUUUUUUUCCAGCACUUGGAUGAUCCACACCAUAAAGUUGCACAGGCUGCUCUUUCAACCCUUGCUGAUAUUAUUCCAGCAUGCCGAAAGCCUUUUGAGAGUUACAUGGAAAGAAUAUUACCCCAUGUGUUUUCUCGGUUAAUUGACCCUAAAGAACUUGUUAGGCAACCAAGCUCAAUGACUUUGGAAGUUGUGAGCAAGACUUACAGUGUAGAUUCUCUCUUACCUGCAUUGCUCCGCUCACUUGACGAACAGAGGUCUCCAAAAGCAAAAUUGGCUGUUAUUGAAUAUGCAAUCAGCUCCUUUAACAAGCAUGCAAUGAAUCCUGAAGGUGCUGCUAAUACUGGGAUCCUGAAAUUAUGGCUUGCCAAAUUAGCACCACUGGCACAUGACAAAAAUACAAAGCUCAAAGAAGCAGCGAUUACAUGCAUUAUAUCAGUGUAUUCUCACUUUGAUUCUACUGCAGUCCUGAAUUUCAUUCUUUGUUUGUCAGUUGAGGAGCAAAAUGUGUUGAGGCGAGCUCUUAAACAAUACACUCCUCGCAUUGAAGUAGACUUGAUAAACUUUCUACAGAACAAGAAAGAUAGACAGCGAUCUAAGUCUUCCUAUGAUCCAUCUGAUGUAGUUGGAACAUCCUCAGAAGAGGGGUAUGUUGGUGUUUCUAGGAAAUCUCAUUACCUUGGAAGGUAUUCUGCUGGUUCCCUUGAUAGCGACAGUGGUAGGAAGUGGAGUUCCCAAGACUCAACCUUUGUUAAAACCAGCCUUAGCCAAGCAGCUUCUGGUGAAACUCAGGAAUUUUUGCAUCAGAAUCAUGAGAUUGAUUUUACCAAGGGUAGUCAUGGUCCAAAAACCAACGAUCUUGCAUCCGCAGUCAAUCUGAUAAGCCAAAAUGUUGCCUCUCAAGCUAGUCAAUUUGGGCAUGUGGACAAUACCAUUAACUUUGAGGGUCUUUCAAAUCCUGCAAACGGUCUGAUGUCUGUAGAACAUUCAAAUGUCACUGAAAGCUUGGGAGAUGAUAAAGAACAUCCUUCUGAAUUGGACCAUAACCAUCACUUUGCUGAAGCUACGAAUGUUAACCCUUUGACCGAGACCGGCCCCAGCAUUCCUCAAAUUCUUCAUCUGGUAGGCAGUGGGGGUGAUGGAAGCUCUGUUUCAAGCAAGAGGACUGCACUUCAACAGUUGGUUGAAGCUUCUAGGGCAAAUGAUCAUUCUAUUUGGACUAAGUACUUCAAUCAGAUUUUGACAGUUGUGCUUGAGGUGCUGGAUGAUUCAGAUUCCUCAAUCAGAGAUCAUACUCUGUCAUUAAUAGAUGAAAUGCUCAGAAACCAGAAAGAUGCCAUGGAAGAUUCAGUCGAGAUUGUAAUUGAGAAGUUGCUUCAUGUUACUAAGGAUAUUGAUCCCAAGGUCUCUAACACAGCAGAGCACUGCCUGACUAUUGUUUUAUCUCAAUACGAUCCAUUCAGAUGCUUGAGUGUUAUUGUCCCUUUACUGGUUUCUGAGGAUGAGAAAACUCUUGUCACCUGCAUAAACUGCUUGACAAAGGUUUUGGGCCGACUCUCUCAGGAGGAAUUGAUGGCUCAGUUGCCUUCAUUUCUGCCUGCACUUUUUGAAGCUUUUGGAAACCAGAGUGCUGAUGUUCGUAAGACUGUGGUUUUCUGUCUAGUGGAUAUAUACAUCAUGCUGGGGAAAGCAUUCUUGCCAUACUUGCAGGGGCUUAACAGCACACAGUUGAAGUUGGUCACCAUUUAUGCAAAUCGAAUUUCACAAGCCAGGACGGGAGUGGUGAUUGAUGCCACCCAGGAGUAGUUGGUUCCUUGAAGAACUUGGUGGGUUUGGGUUUGUAUUCUGAUUCAUUAUUGUGUAUUUUGUAUAUUGCGUGCAUAAUUUUUUUUUGAGGUGGUUUUCCCUGUAUCCUCCCUCAGCUUGAUAUAAAUAUAUAUUAUUUAUAUAAAUAUAUAUUUUUCACCAUGGAUCUGUUGAGUGCUGCUGGUGGAGGAUGCAGCGCGUAAAUUGUAUUAAAAUGGUUUUGGCCCUUUGGUGAUUGAUAGGUUGAUAGUUUUUGCAAUUAUUUGGAAUUUUUUUUUUUUUAAUUUAGUUUUCUACCUGUAAUUUUUUUUGGGGUUCAGAUGAUGGACGUUGUGUUGUGUCUUGUGUUGAAAAUAUAAAGGAUGUUCGUAAUUUGUAUC